AUGCUCGACUUUAGAAUUCUUGGAGAAACUCAGACAGAUGUUUGGAAAGUACUUGAUGAACAACAUAACUUUACUCCAUUCUUAGAUCCAAAUGUUACUGAAGAAGGCGAAAUAAUACCUGAUAAUAAAAGGCUUUAUCGAUACUUUAUCAAUGUCUCCAAAGUUGGAACAUAUUCACGUUUCAGAAUUGAAAACUUGGGACCCGAUUCAUAUUCAAUACCAGAUGCUUAUGAACCUCAUGCAAACAUCCUUUCAAUUUCCAAAUUAUUAUUUUUUGGAACAGUAUCUAACGGAAGAAUUUUCUUCUCUCCAGAGAUGGUUCGGAAAACUUCUUCGAACCUACUCAAAUUGGGUGUUCUUGCAAUGUACAAUUAA
This is a messenger RNA of Trichomonas vaginalis G3, 375 nucleotides long. RefSeq lists its product as uncharacterized. Bases 1 to 375 code for a protein of 124 amino acids. Lineage: Eukaryota; Parabasalia; Trichomonadida; Trichomonadidae. The transcript has a single exon. The record is from RefSeq and is a predicted model, not a curated record.